AUGCGGGAAAUCUAUUGUUUUACUUCCAUUGUGAUCUCUCUUAUCUUUUUAACUUUAGUUUCCUGUGAGCGCAGAGGCGUAAAAUUGGCUCCCUUGAGACCGACUGAACUUCGAAGAUUACUAAAAAAUUCAGAAUCAACCGGUACUUUCUUUACCCAAGAGAACAUCAAAAUAAACAGCUGGCAUGUAACAGCAAGAUGGUGGAGAACCCAAUUUCUAGAUAAGCUCAGUAUAAAUUUCAAUCAAACUGAUAUAGAUUACUUAUGUUCCAUUAAAUCUAGUUCUUGUACUUUUUUUGACAGAACAGAGUGGGAACAGCUCCCAUCUGUGAAACCAAGUUCCUGGAAAAGUUGUGCAGUCGUCGGGUAUGGUUCCAAUCUUUUAGAUAUUCCUCGUGGCACUCAAAUUGACUCUUAUGACACUGUAUUCAGACUUGGAAUGGUACCUUUAUCAAAAUUUAGGAUUGAAGCCGGACUGAAAAAUAACUUUGUAUACAUUAGGGAUAGAAAAUUACGAAGGAGCAAAGGUAACUUCGUUGAUGAAGAUAAGAAUGGUUUUCGAGCCUCACAGCUUCAUAAUUCUUACAGACCGAAAGCAAUUGUUUAUUCAAGCUACCGGAAAAAUCCUACUGCGAAUUGGGCAACAAUCACAUUUGGUGGGGAUUUAACGCUUCGUCUUGAGCGAACACUAAAGCUGAUCUUGCGAAGGAUGAAUCGAUCAGGUUUGCCACCUGAUCCAAGCUCUGGGCUUGUGUUGCCAGCUGUACUUCUUUUCAGUGGUCAUUGUACAAAGAUUGGUAUUUUUGGAAUAAGUACUACAAUGGGUUCUCGGUAUUGGGAAGUAAAACCAAGAGAUGAUCUGAAGGGUAAAACUACACGAUACAAAAGUAAGCCGCGAAAUCUUGCAUCAAAUCACAACACCAAGCUUGAAGCUUUGAUAUGGAAAACAAUUGGGAUGAUGGAACCUAUAACAAAAGAGAUCAAGGUAGAGUUCUAUGACUAG
Messenger RNA from Bathycoccus prasinos, 1002 nucleotides. Its product is annotated as sialyltransferase. The coding region runs from base 1 to 1002 and encodes 333 amino acids. NCBI's taxonomy places the organism in Eukaryota, Viridiplantae, Chlorophyta, Mamiellophyceae, Mamiellales, Bathycoccaceae. The record is from RefSeq and is a predicted model, not a curated record. The transcript has a single exon. Gene Ontology annotation, molecular function: sialyltransferase activity.